This is a messenger RNA of Centruroides sculpturatus (bark scorpion), 2134 nucleotides long. RefSeq names its product inositol-3-phosphate synthase 1-A-like. Gene Ontology annotation, cellular component: cytoplasm. Gene Ontology annotation, biological process: phospholipid biosynthetic process; inositol biosynthetic process. Gene Ontology annotation, molecular function: inositol-3-phosphate synthase activity. The coding region runs from base 352 to 2016 and encodes 554 amino acids. The transcript is spliced from 6 exons. The record is from RefSeq and is a predicted model, not a curated record. Lineage: Eukaryota; Metazoa; Arthropoda; Arachnida; Scorpiones; Buthidae.
AUUCUUUCCGGGGCUGGGAAAUACAAUUUGUUUCGUCUCCUCCCCUCUAUAAUAGUAUCCAGGUGAUAUUUCCAGAUGAAAUGACAAGCAAUGUCUCUGUCGAGGGGGGUAAGAGCAACCGGGGCGUCGACCGUUGCUAAGCGACAUCCCGACCAAUGAAACGGCGUUUCUAACCUCAUGAUGGAAAAUUCCAGUUCUGGAAACUUCUCUAUUAAAGCAUUACAGCCUUCAUAUAGCCUAUAUAUAAGGGAGAAGCGGAUAGAAGACAGUAUUAUCCAUUAGCUGACCCGAUACCUGCGAUAAGAAAACGAGUAUUAUUUCUCUCCAAAUCAUUACAAGACGUUGGCCAAGAUGGUUCGAGUUAAGGUACAGAGUCCCAAUGUACGCUACACUAGCGACUAUAUUGAGGCCGAUUAUGCUUAUCAUACCUCCGAUGUCAAGGUAGACAAUGGAGAAUAUAAAAUUUCUCCACGUACUACUGAAGUUACGUUUCGUACCCAGAGAAAAGUGCCUAGAUUAGGUCUGAUGAUGGUGGGAUUAGGCGGUAAUAACGGCACUACGGUGACAGCCGCAAUUUUGGCAAAUAAGAUGAAACUUUCUUGGCACACUAAAGAAGGAGUAGUGAAAGCCAACUAUUUCGGUUCCUUAACCCAGGCAUCGACAGUGUGCUUGGGAUCGUCGCCAGAUGGCGACGUUUACGUUCCUAUGAAGGACCUGCUUCCCAUGGUCGACCCCAACGACAUCGUCGUCGACGGGUGGGAUAUUUCGUCCAUGAACUUGGCCGACGCCACGGAGCGCGCCAGAGUUCUGGACUACAACCUUCAGGUUCAGCUGAAAGAGCACUUGAAGAAAAUGGUCCCACGCCCGGCCAUCUACCAUAAAGACUUCAUCGCCGCCAAUCAGGAGAGCAGGGCCGACAACGUGUUGACAGGCAGCAAGUGGGAACAAGUGUGUGCCGUCAGGCGCGACAUUCGAGACUUCAAAGAGAAGCGUGGUCUGGACAAGGUGAUAGUGUUGUGGACGGCCAACACUGAGCGAUUCUGUGACGUCCGCCCGGGUCUGAACGACACCGCCGACAAUUUGCUGGCCUCUAUCAAGAACGAGGCAUCGGAAAUAUCGCCCUCCACCCUCUAUGCCGUGGCCAGCAUAUUAGAAGGGUGUGCCUACAUCAAUGGAUCUCCUCAGAACACUUUUGUUCCCGGGUGCGUGGAGUUGGCCGAGAAGCAUUCGGUGUUUAUCGGCGGCAACGACUUCAAAUCUGGCCAGACCAAGUUCAAAUCCGUCAUCGUCGACUUCUUGGUCAGCGCGGGCAUCAAGCCCGUCUCCAUCGUCAGUUACAAUCAUCUGGGCAAUAACGACGGCAAGAAUCUGUCAGCCCCCCAACAGUUCCGUUCUAAGGAAGUGUCCAAGAGCAACGUGGUCGACGACAUGAUCGAGUCCAACAGGAUCCUUUACGAACCCGGAGAGAAACCCGACCACUGUGUGGUGAUCAAAUACGUGCCGUACGUGGGCGAUAGCAAGAGGGCCCUGGACGAGUACACGUCAGAAAUCAUGAUGGGAGGUCACAACACCAUCGUGGUGCACAACACUUGCGAAGAUUCGUUGCUGGCUAGUCCAAUCAUCCUAGAUCUGGUCAUCCUGACCGAAAUAUGCCAAAGAAUAAGCUUCAGGGUAGGAGACGAUCAGAAAUUUGAGAGUUUCAAUAGUGUAUUGUCUAUCCUUAGUUACCUAUGCAAGGCUCCUAUGGUUCCUAAAGGCGCACCGAUCGUCAAUGCCCUAUUUAAGCAGCGGGCCUGCAUAGAGAAUAUUUUCAGAGCCUGCAUCGGACUUCCUCCUCUGAAUCACAUGGAGCUGGAGCAUAAAGUUUGCCAUCCCGAAAAAUGGCAGGCAAAGAACGUGGACCCCAUAAAGAAAGACGAAAACAUUCCACUAUAUACAAAAUUGCAGGAUGUCGAAUGCAUUAACGAACUGCUUAGAACAGAUAGAAUUAACGGAGUUCUUAAUGGUUACCAUUAAUGAUAUCGUUUUAGAUAUAACUGUACAUAGAUCACUUCAUUUAUGUAUUUAGAUUUAUUAUUGUUAUUAUUAAUAUUAUUAUUAUUAAACAUGUUGCAUGUUUUAUCUCGUAUUAUAA